AACAUUGCAUAUUUUUUAAUAGCUUGUGGCUAAAGAAGCAUGGGAAAACUACUUAAAGAGAAACAAUUCUAUCAUAGUGGACAUAUUUCAUGGCCUUUUGAAAUCUACGCUGGUGUGCCCUGAAUGUUCUAAAGUUUCUGUUACAUUUGAUCCUUUUUGUUAUUUAUCACUGCCUUUACCAAUCAAGAAAGAAAGACAAAUAGAAAUCCUAUUAGUUACAAAGGAUCCUCUUAAAAGGCCAUUGAAAAUGAAGGUUACAGUGCCAAAGAUGGGUAUAAUUCAAGAUCUCUGUGAAGCAGUAUGUCGAAUGACUCACAUUCCAGCUGGAAAUUUGAAAGUUGCAGAUGUUUAUAAUCACAGGUUACAUAAAAUUUUCAAUAAAGAAGAACAUUUAAGUAACAUAUUGGAAAGAGAUGAAAUUUUUGUGUAUGAAAUUCCUGCUGCUCAAGAAGAUGGAUCUGAAUACAUAAUCCCAGUAUAUUUAAAAGAAAGAAGACCAAAGCCAGGUGUAAAUUAUGGGGCUACAUCCUCUCAACUAUUUGGCCAUCCAUUUUUGUUGCCGGUUCCAGCUAGAGGUUGUUCCUUUGAAGUUCUGUAUGGGAGGCUGCUUAAAAGCAUGUCGAGGUAUCUCAAGUAUCCUGAAACCGAAGAAGAUUGGGAAGCACUGGAAGCUAAUGAAAUAGAGAAACAAAAUGGAGAAAUAGAUAUGACUAAUGGUGAAGAUUAUGACAGUGAACCAUCUGAUUGUGAGAAAGAAAACAUAGACUGUGAUGAGAUUAAUAAUGUGAAAGAAAAGAAUCGCUUCCUGUUUACCAUACACAGUAUUAAUGCAUUGGGCAAUGUAGAAGUAGAGCAUUUUAAAAAUGAUGGACAGCAAUUAAAAGUGGAUCGGAAAAUGUAUUUAGCAGUUGAGUUUGAUGAGCGAAUCAAAGAAAAAUGUGUAGAUGAAAAGGAAUUGCUG
Molecule: messenger RNA, 961 nt
Organism: Stegodyphus dumicola
Lineage: Eukaryota; Metazoa; Arthropoda; Arachnida; Araneae; Eresidae
Product: ubiquitin carboxyl-terminal hydrolase 15-like
Biological process (GO): protein deubiquitination
Molecular function (GO): cysteine-type deubiquitinase activity
Source: RefSeq, a predicted model, not a curated record